AAAAGUCCGUUGUGGACACACGUGUGUCAGACAGGUGGGCGUCAUGUUGCUUUAUAAGGGAGCGGCCCUUUUCGAUUCUCACAGGCAGUCUGUCUCCUCUCGAAACACGAUGAAGUUUCUACUGUUGCUUUCGCUCAUUGCCGUCUCCCUCGUAGAGGGAAAAUAUCUGGUCUGUUACUUCAGCUCCUGGGCUACGUACAGGCCGGAUGCUGGCAAGUUCACGAUAGAAGACAACGACCCAAAUCUCUGCACUCAUCUCGUCUACGCCUUCGCCGGUCUUGGAUGGGACAAUGCGAUCAGGGUGCUGGAUCCCUACAAUGACCUUUGCGAGAACUACGGCAAGUGCGGUUACAACCGCUUCACCAACCUGACCCUGCAGAACCCCAAUCUUAAGACCACUUUGGGGGUUGGUGGAUGGAACGAAGGGUCCACGAAGUACUCUGAGAUGGCAGCUGAUCCCGCCAAGAGGAAGGUCUUCGUCGACUCAGCAAUUGCGCUGCUGAAGGAACAUAACUUCGACGGUCUGGAUAUGGAUUGGGAAUAUCCCACCCAAAGAGGAGGGGCACCAGAGGAUUAUGUUAACUACAUCAGCCUUAUGAAGGAGCUCUACGAAGCCCUUCACGCCGAGAACAUGAUCCUGACAGCUGCCGUGUCUGCUGGGAAGGCCACCAUAGACCCAGCCUAUAACAUCCCUGAGUUGUCCAAAUACAUCGAUAUUCUUCAUCUGAUGACCUACGAUCUGCAUGGCAGCUGGGAGCCAUAUACUCACCACCACUCCAUCCUCUACCCUCACCCUCUGGAUGAAGGAGACACCCUCUAUCUCAAUCAGGACUUCGCCGUUAACUACUGGAUUGAAAAGGGAGCGCCCAAGGACAAGAUAGUCAUGGGUAUCCCUCUGUACGGUCGUACCUUCAGGCUGAAGAACGAAGAGAACACAGGAAUCUAUGCUGAGGCACCCGGACCUGGUGGUGCUGGACCUUACACUAGGGAGGCUGGAUUCAUGGGUUAUAAUGAGAUUUGUGAGUUCCAGGCCAAGGAACCCUGGACAGUUGUUCAUGACCCAGAUUUGAAUGAGCCUUACGCCUACUACAUUCCAAACAACAACUUCUGGGUUGGCUAUGAAGAUGUGGAUUCUGUUGGAAUUAAGGCACAAUACACUGUGGACCAAGGACUGGCUGGAGCAAUGGUCUGGAGUGUGGAAACAGACGACUUCCACGGCACCUGCCACGGAAGUCCAUUCCCUCUCCUCAACAAGAUCAAGUCGACCCUUGGAAACUAAGUUCUAAGAGUCUACAUACUGUUGUACAGGCGCCUUGGAGUGCAAUGGUGACCUCAGAAAUCCUUCAACCUUUCAGUUUUCGAACAUCUUCCAAUUAUGAUGGAUGUAUUGUAUUUCGCAAUCCUGUAAAUGCUUAAGAGGUCUCCCAUAUGGUGCUCUGAUAAUAUUAAAAAUUCACUCAGUUAAA
Macrobrachium nipponense is the source of this 1466-nucleotide messenger RNA. Its product is annotated as acidic mammalian chitinase-like. Bases 44 to 1279 code for a protein of 411 amino acids. The transcript has 8 exons. NCBI's taxonomy places the organism in Eukaryota, Metazoa, Arthropoda, Malacostraca, Decapoda, Palaemonidae. Gene Ontology annotation, cellular component: extracellular region. Gene Ontology annotation, biological process: carbohydrate metabolic process; chitin catabolic process. Gene Ontology annotation, molecular function: chitin binding; chitinase activity. The record is from RefSeq and is a predicted model, not a curated record.